Messenger RNA from Colletotrichum abscissum, 813 nucleotides. RefSeq lists its product as uncharacterized. NCBI's taxonomy places the organism in Eukaryota, Fungi, Ascomycota, Sordariomycetes, Glomerellales, Glomerellaceae. The record is from RefSeq and is a predicted model, not a curated record. The transcript has a single exon. The coding region runs from base 1 to 813 and encodes 270 amino acids.
AUGUCUUCCAGAACCAACUUCAAGCCCAGAGUGAGCAUCACUCACAUUGGAACUGCGACGGCCAUCCUUGAUAUCGAUGGCGUGCGCUUCUUGACCGACCCUUUCUUUUCUCCAGCAGGCACCACCUGGGACGUGGGUAUCACUAUCCUCCAGAACACCGAAGAUCCUGCCCUCAAGCUCGAUCAGCUUCCUCCCAUCGACGCAGUGCUGUUGAGCCACGAAGACCACCCCGAUAAUCUCGACGAGCUGGGCCGCCGGCUCCUCGACGGCCGGCACGUCUUCACGACCGUGGACGGAGCCAAGAACCUCGCUCCUCGCCCGGCGGUCGUCGGCAUGGAGCCAUGGACAACCGUGGAGAGACGCAUCGGCGGAAAGGUCUUCCGCAUCACGGCCACCCCGUGCCAGCACCUACCCGGCGGUGAAUGCAUUGGAUUCUUGCUGUCGUCGGACGACUUUGGGCUUGGGCCGAACAAGCUGCCGAACGCCGUCUAUUUCACGGGCGACACGGUGUACAUGGACGAGUUGACUACGAUUGCCGACAAGUUUCACGUUCCCAUCGCCAUGAUGAAUCUCGGUUCCGCCCAUGUGCAGUUUCCGGACAGGGACGCACCGCUGCAAAUCACCAUGGACGGCAAGCAGGCGGCUCGUCUUUUCCGAGAGAUCAAGGCAGACCAUUUAGUGCCCAUGCAUUACGACAAGUCGUGGGGUCAUUUCACGCAGUUUGAGGAGGGACUGGCGAAGGAUUUCAAAGAUGAGGGUGUUGAUGACAAGGUCAGGUGGUUGAAGCCGGGACUUGCAGUUGAGAUUAUCUGA